Molecule: messenger RNA, 4614 nt
Organism: Wallemia ichthyophaga EXF-994
Lineage: Eukaryota; Fungi; Basidiomycota; Wallemiomycetes; Wallemiales; Wallemiaceae
Product: Rho1 guanine nucleotide exchange factor 1
Exons: 7
Coding region: 1-4614 (1537 amino acids)
Molecular function (GO): guanyl-nucleotide exchange factor activity
Source: RefSeq, a predicted model, not a curated record
AUGGCUGGUCCACCACUGCCACCAAAACCACGCCAAUAUUCUAGCACCAUCGACGAUAAGUUCGCCGAUGUAUACAACAGCCUCAACAAACUCACCCACAAUCGCAAUUACUCGCAGUCGACCAGAGAUAGUAUUUAUAAUCUCUACGGCGAUAGCUUCGGGGGAUAUGGCAGCUACGAUAACCUUGAUAACCGCGAUAUGCACGAUAAAUACUCUGAUACUGAAUACAGUCCCGUAAAUCCAAAUCUGUCUUCCAUGCACCAGCAACAUCUCGUCGUUGGUUCUCAUCCUGCCGCUGUUGAUCCAGCAAACAGAAGAGCCGCCGUAUUGCCCCCUCCAAGGGACUCCAGGCAGCGUAAUCUAUCACCCGUUUCCGCUCAAAGGGCGGUCCCAUCGCGUCAGACGCUUUCGAAUACGCAGCCCACCGACCCGAGCACCGAUCACUCCACUCUCUACUCUCCGUCUUCGUUUCUCACCUCAGAGCAGCCGUAUCAGGGGAAUCCUCUGCCAUCCCCCCUCACUGGUCCCUCGGCACAAGACAACGUAUCUACAUACUCCCCUCAGAAAAGCCCUAAGUUGAGGCCUUCGAGUGUGCGAGAAAGGGCUAGCUACACUCCACUCCCCCACGAGGUGCUUGCUAGAGAGGAUCCCUAUGCACAUCUACAGCAGCCUUACAAUAGCCCUCUGGCUCACAUUUCAACGGACUCUUUCAGCUCGCCUGGAACUUCCAUUCAACAGGCCCCGUCUCUCUAUCCUCCAACUUCCACUCCAUCUACCCCCCAAUCAAGACCUCAGCCAUUUAGUUACCCCUCCGUUCAGGCUCAGUCGUCUAUGCAUAAUGCUCAAUUGCAGUCGUACGUCCAAUCAAAAGCAAUUGCAUCUCCGAAAAAGAACACACCUAUCAAUAAAGGGUUGAAUAGACGCACGAUGGACACUUCUUUCCCUGACGACGAGUAUGCUGAAGCUUACUACGAUGAAUUGCAAGACGAUGAGUUGCAAACGGGCUUAAGGGGUUUCAACAUAUAUUCCAUCGUUAAGCCACAUCUCCUCAAAGAUCUCGCUGUUCAGUUCAAGGAUAAUGUUGUCAGAGGUACACACGUCAAAGGAUCUGUGCCUUUUGAUAUGUCUUUCACUGGGAAAGAUGUUGUCAACACCAUCCGCGAUCUAUUUCCAACCGUCGUGAAAAAUUCUUCUGUUUCUAGAUCCCUAGCAGUGCAAGUCGCGAGAACUUUUCAGUCCCAGCUCUAUUUUUUUGAAGUUGAGUUUAAUAUGAUUCUCGUGUCUGACGAUGUACAAGAGAUAUUCAUCUUUCCGGAUGAAGUGGGUUUACAGGGCGCUGGAAGUGACGAGAUCCCAACUGGUGUGUUUAUUGCGUUGACUCCUUGUUACAGUUUGAUGUGUCCUGGUGACGAAACAUGCUAUUCGUACAGCUGUCCUUACAGAGCAAAGAAGGCACUCCAUCUCGUUUCAGCCACACAAAUUCCAAAUAUAGAAGAAAUCAUCGACGAGGAGUUUAAGGACUGGACUGAGCGGGUCGAGCCAGAGAUACUCGUCACGCUCGACGACCAGGAACGCGAACGCCAAUCAGUCAUUCAACAGGCUUUGGAAUCGGAAGUACAAUAUUUAGAGGCGCUGGAUACGAUAGAGUCGCUCUACAUUGAGCCACUUCGCAUGGUGAAACCUUCAAUCAUUCCACUUGAACGAUUAGAAUCCUUCAUUGAAGCUACUUUCGCCGGUUUAUUAGCAUUGAGGGAGUAUAAUCGUCGUUUAGUGGAACAAUUCAAGAUACGACAAAGAGAGCAGUCAGGAUUACUCGAAGCCGCCGGUGAUAUCUUCCUCAGCUCAUUCAUCGAAUGGCAAGACUGCUAUCCAGAUUAUGUUGGCAGUUUGCCAACGAUAGAGAGUAUGAUUCGGGAAGAACAAGAACUGAAUGGGAAGUUUAGGGACUUUUUGAUGGAGUGCGAACGCAAACCUGAGUCUCAAGGGAUGGACCUCAUAACACACUUGCAGAGACCGGCUCACAGACUGAGCAGAUAUGCAGUAUACCUUAAUGCCAUACUUAAAGAAACACCUGAAGGACAUACUGACUGUGGAUAUCUUGUCGAGGGAAUGAAAGCAGUGAAAAGAUUGACAGAUAUCGGUACUCUAGUCUUAUGGCAACAUUCUGAUCCAAACCAUAGUAAUAUACAAGGAUGGACCGAUUUAGUAGAGCCUGAGGUCAUAAUGUCGCUAGACAAGAAAGAGAUAGAGAGACAAAACAACAUAUUUGAGCUAAUUCGAACAGAGAUGGGCUACGUUAAAGAUCUUGAGAGGUUCACAAAGGUGUUCAUUAGACCUUUACGUGAUGCGAAAGAUUCAAUUAUACCAAACUAUAGGAUAGAUCACUUUAUUUAUGAGGUCUUUGGAAACCAUGUCGAUUUGUUCGAACUACACAACUCAUUUAUAAAACAACUACACAAAAGACAGAGGGAACAGCAUCCCAUUAUAGAUUCGAUUACUGAUUGCGUCCUCUCAAUUGCGCUCAAUUGGGGUGAAGCAUACGAAACUUAUUUGCCGCAUUACCCCUAUGCCAAGAAUGCUUACGAUGAAGAAAUAAUGACUAACGAGAAAUUUGUUGAGUUUGUCUCAGCUUGUCGAAGGUUACCUGAGUGUAGAAGACAGGAUUUGUCUGCGUUUCUCUUUCUCCCGCCUCAGCGUCUGCCAAGAUAUCCACUCUUGCUUGGUGAUAUAGUCAAGCAUACAAAACCAGACCAUCCUGAUAAGCUGAAUAUUGAAGACGUGAUCGAGCUCAUCAAGUCUAAGAUCAAAGAGAUCAACGCUAAUGUUGGUGUUGCGACGGAGAAGGUUAAGCUUAGGAACUACUCCAAGAUUAUUAUCCACCGCGAUGGCUCUGUGAAUGGACUCGACUUGGCAAAUGACGCACGUACACUUGUAUACGAAGAUACUGUGAUAAGACACUCGGAAGGUACAACUUCAAUGACGACGAGUAAUUCUGAUAUAAAGAUGAUGUUGUUCGACCAUUACCUUGUACUUUGCAAGGAGAAGAGGGUUGACAAAGUGGCUGGCAGGAGAGUGUUUUACAUUUGGAAGAGACCAAUCCCACUUGAUCUUCUCACUUUGAACGACUUCAAUGGCCCUCCACUCAAGCAAACGAGUCGUAUUCGCGGUGCGUUAGGACGUGGAGUCAAUGACGAAGAGAGCGGAUUGAUAUACCCGUUCUCAUUCAUUGCAUUGUGCAGACCAAGGUUAGAGUACACGCUGUUCACAGACGAUCCUGCAAAACGGUUCAAGUGGCAAGAAAAGCUAGAGGAAGCGCUAUUCCUGCAUUCGCAGGUGCAGGAGGAGACGAACAAGGUUUUUGAAGCGGUGCCAUUGAGUAUAGAUACAUUCCCAGCUACGAGGCUCGCAGGGGCAUUCGAAGACAAUCCACUUACUGGUAGAGUUACUUGUUCAGUGCCCUUCAAGACAAAUGACGGUCGGAGACUGGUAGCGAUUGGAUGCGCAGAAGGUCUUUGGAUAGGAUUGCGCGGGGAGCCAACGUCAUUGCGAAGAGUAUUGCAUUUGAAGAACGUAACGCAGUGUGCAGUGUUGGAGGAAUUCGGAAUGUUUAUCGUUCUUGCUGAUAAAAUCCUCGUGGCAUAUUCCGUAGAAGCACUAGUGCCAUCAGCUAGCACAAUCAAUAGUGGUGGAUCUAGUCUGUCACGCACACCACAAAAAUUGUCAGGUACAAAAGAUGUAAUUUUCUUCACAGUGGGAAAGUUACAUGAAAGAACGCUAGUUAUAUUCAUGAAACGGAAAGGAAUGGAUUCGGUGUUUAGAGCAAUGGAGCCGGUAUCGGAGAAGACACUAGCUGAGCGUGCACCAGUGAAUGCGUUCAAUAGAUUAUUAACUGGUGGAAAAUCAGGAUGGUUCGAGAAUUAUCAAGUCUUCUUCAUACCCUCUGAAGCGACGGAUCUGCUCUUUUUGAGAGCUAAGCUUGCAAUAAUAUGUAAGCGAGGGUUUGAGAUAAUGGAUCUGGAGACGUUAAAGGGAGGAUCAAUACCAGAUUUCGCCAGUGGUAAGAAUCAGCGUGAUCCGCAGAUAUCAGCAUUGGGGAAGAAAUGUGAUGAUGCUACAGCGCUAGCGAUAUUUAAGUCAGGUGAUCAAGAAUUUUUGCUUAUUUACCAGCAAUUUGGUUUCUUCGUGGAUCGACAUGGAGAUCCGCACCGACUGGAGCAUUUCACUGAGUGGGAGGGCAAGCCAGAGUCGGUUAGUUGUCACCCACCUUACGUACUGCUAUUCGAUUCAGAAUUUGUGGAGAUACGCGAGAUGGAGACGCUGAAUCUGGUGCAGGUGAUAAAGGGGAAUGAGAUACACAGGACAUGGGGGGGAGUAGGACUAUCGCCUCAUUCAAUAUCGCCGAAUGGGUGGGUAAACAAUCCAGAGCAUCUGGGGGAAAGCAGGUGCCAUCUGGUAAUGAGAGUGGAUAAUGAUAAUCAGAUGUCAAGGGGUCAGAGAGGUACAUCUUCGCAGAGGGUUUUUGAGCUUGCACCCAUUUGGCACUACAAUCAGAUUGAUACUAGCCUGAUGUAUCAGAGUGCCACGCCAUACCGGAGCUAUGUGAGUAGGGCGUAG